Messenger RNA from Brienomyrus brachyistius, 1146 nucleotides. RefSeq names its product neuropeptide Y receptor type 1-like. The record is from RefSeq and is a predicted model, not a curated record. Bases 1 to 1146 code for a protein of 381 amino acids. The transcript has a single exon. Gene Ontology annotation, biological process: G protein-coupled receptor signaling pathway. Gene Ontology annotation, molecular function: neuropeptide Y receptor activity; neuropeptide binding. Gene Ontology annotation, cellular component: plasma membrane; neuron projection. Lineage: Eukaryota; Metazoa; Chordata; Actinopteri; Osteoglossiformes; Mormyridae.
AUGGAGACGACGACUUCCUUGGGCAUGAACACCAGCAGAACGUGGGGUGAGACAGCAUGGGCAGGUGGCGAGUGCCUGCCUUCAGUGGGUAGCGCCACCUUCCUGGUGGCGGCUUACAGCGCCUUGCUUGCCAUGAGCCUGGUAGGCAAUGCCUGCCUAGUGUUGGUGAUUGCCCAUCAACGGGAGCACCACAAUGUCACCGUCAUCCUCAUCGCCAACCUGUGCUGCUCUGACAUCCUCAUUAGUGUGGUGUGCCUGCCUGUGACAGUGGUCUACACGCUAAUGGACCGCUGGGUGCUGGGCGAGGCGCUGUGCAAGGCCACACCCUUCAUCCAGUGCACUUCUGUCACUGUCUCUGCCUUCUCUCUGGUGCUCAUCGCACUGGAACGCCACCAGCUCAUCAUUCAUCCCAAAGGCUGGAUGCCUGUAGCUGGCCACACUUACCUGGCAGUAGCCAUCAUCUGGACAGUGGCUGGUCUCCUCUCACUGCCUUUCGUGUUAUUCCACGUCCUCACUGAUGCCCCGUUCCGCAACGUAAGCUUGUCCCUCGGCGGCCCUGGGGACCAUCUGGUGUGCAUGGAAAACUGGCCGUCGGAGCAGGAACGGUUAACCUACACCACCUCGCUGCUGCUCGUGCAGUACUGUGUGCCACUGCUGCUCAUCCUGCUCUGCUACCUGCACAUCUACUUGCGGCUGCGUCGCCGGAAAGCUGGAGGCGGGCCGGGCCGGGGCAGCGACCGGGCACGGCGCAUUAACGUCAUGCUGGUCUGCAUCGUGGUGGCGUUUGCCCUCUGUUGGCUCCCACUUCAUGUCUUCAACACCCUAUUUGACUGGAAUGACCAGGCCUUGCGGUCCUGCCAGCACGAUGCCGUCUUCUCCGCCUGUCACCUGCUGGCCAUGGCCUCCACCUGUGUCAACCCCAUCAUCUAUGGCUUCCUCAAUAGCAACUUUAAGAAGGAGCUGGGAGCCAUCCUGCGCCACUAUCGCCGGGGCGGCCAGCAAGUCCUGGGCCGCCGCCGUUGGGGGCCACCGGAGAGCUAUGAGAGCUUCCCACUUUCCACCCUGUCUACCGACGUUGCUAAGCCGGUGGAAGCAGGCUGUGGUUCCCCCCGCGUCCAGGUUGCUGGAAUGGCUCUCUGCAGCUAA